Messenger RNA from Paramuricea clavata, 275 nucleotides. The record is from the annotation of a GenBank genome assembly. Lineage: Eukaryota; Metazoa; Cnidaria; Anthozoa; Malacalcyonacea; Plexauridae.
AUGCAGGAGGAAGAUGCUAGAUACUUGAAAAGGUACGCAGUACUUACCUUUUUAUGUUUUCUGUGCGUGACUUUGAAAUAUCGAAAGCAACUAAGCAUGACAAGAUAAAUGGCCUCUCAUUACUUUUGUCAUUUUGAUACUAGACGUGUGAAAGCAGGGUCAAUUGAUGUUCAUCCAACAGAGAAAGCUAUUAUUGUCAACUAUGAGCUGGAGGCCACCAUCCUUGGGGAAAUGGGUGACCCCAUGUUAGGGGAAAAGAAAGAAUGCCAGAAAAU